ACUGCAACUGCUUCGACUUCUCAUUCCGGACUUUCUUAGUGACCUCAAACACCUUCAAACCUCAUCUCGUCUCUUUCUCCUCAUUACCUCACUACCACCUAACACCUAUUCUCACUUCCCUUGUCAUUGUUCCUAGACUCCCUCGCUGCUGCCACUCUUUCCGAGGCUCGCGUCCAUUCUCUCUUUGUCAUUCUCACCUCCUAUGGACUGCAUCCUGGAAUAUUGAGCUCCAACAAGCUGACCUCGUUCCGUCAUGUAUCGAUGCGCCGUCGCCAAACUCCCCCCUCGAGCUCAGAGAGCUUCGAGAUCCCUAUAUACUGCCUCGGAAGCUAAACUCAUCUCCACAACACAAAGGACAUGUCUCUCCAGUGGCAGAAAACCGCUGGCUCUCCUUCUCCGCACUUCAGUGCCGCGUAGAAGCUAUGCCAUUGCUGCUGAGGAUACUAAUAAAGGAGUUGAUCCCAAUGAUUCCUUCCUACAGGGCAACACUGCAAACUAUAUCGAUGAAAUGUACCUAGCCUGGAAAGAAGACCCUUCCUCCGUCCACAUCUCCUGGCAAGCCUACUUCCGCAACAUGGAAGAUGGCACCAUGCCCGUCUCACGCGCCUUUCAGCCUCCUCCGGGACUCGUCUCACAGGCAGAAGGAGCCAUCGGAAUCGCCCCAUCCGCUGUUACCGGUGGUGGAGAUGUUACAAAUCAUUUAAAAGUCCAGUUACUCGUCAGAGCAUACCAGGCAACUGGUCACCACAAGGCCAAGACUGAUCCCCUUGGUAUCCGCGGCGAGGCAGAUGCAUUUGGAUACCGCAAGCCCAAAGAGCUCGAAAUCGAUCAUUACGGGUUCACCGAAAAAGAUCUCGACCAAGAGUUUUCCCUCGGUCCUGGUAUCCUUCCUCGUUUUGCCACUGAGGGCCGAGAAAAGAUGACGUUACGCGACAUUAUCGCCGCGUGUGAAAGAACUUACUGUGGAAGCUACGGCGUUGAGUACAUUCACAUCCCCGACCGUGAACAGUGCGACUGGAUCCGGAGUCGUGUCGAGGUGCCCACCCCAUUCAAAUAUUCCACCGACGACAAACGUCGCAUUCUCGACCGUCUCAUCUGGAGUUCCAGCUUUGAAAGCUUUCUGGCCACCAAAUACCCCAAUGACAAGCGAUUCGGUCUCGAAGGUUGUGAAACCCUAGUGCCCGGUAUGAAGGCCAUGAUUGAUCGAAGCGUCGACUACGGCAUCAAGGACAUUAUCAUCGGCAUGCCCCAUAGAGGUCGACUAAACGUCCUCUCCAACGUCGUGCGCAAGCCCAACGAGUCAAUCUUCAGCGAGUUCUCAGGAACCACCGAAGCCGCCGAUGAAGGCUCUGGGGACGUCAAGUACCAUCUUGGCAUGAACUUCGAAAGGCCUACUCCUUCUGGCAAACGAGUCCAACUGUCUCUCGUGGCCAACCCCUCCCACUUGGAAGCUGAAGAUCCUGUGGUUCUGGGAAAGACACGUGCCAUUCAACACUACAACAAUGAUGAGUCAAAGCACCAAACCGCCAUGGGCGUUUUACUCCACGGUGACGCUGCUUUCGCGGGUCAAGGUAUCGUCUACGAAACCAUGGGUUUCUACGCCCUCCCCAAGUAUUCUACCGGCGGUACCAUCCACGUCGUCGUCAACAAUCAGAUUGGUUUCACCACUGAUCCUCGCUUUUCCCGAUCGACCCCUUACUGCUCCGACAUUGCCAAGGCCAUCGAUGCCCCUGUUUUCCACGUCAACGGUGACGAUGUCGAGGCCGUCAACUUUGUCUGUCAAUUGGCCGCCGACUGGCGUGCUGACUUCAAGAAGGACUGCGUCAUCGACAUUGUAUGCUAUCGCAAGCAAGGCCACAACGAAACUGAUCAACCCUCCUUCACCCAACCUCUGAUGUACAAGCGCAUCGAAUCUCAAGUCCCUCAACUAGACAAAUAUGUCAAAAAACUCUUGGAUGAAGGCACCUUCAGCAAGGAGGAUAUUGAAGAACACAAAAAGUGGGUUUGGGGCAUGCUCAACGACAGCUUUGAGCGUAGCAAAGAUUAUCAACCUACUGGCAAGGAAUGGUUGACAUCUGCAUGGAACGGCUUCAAGUCACCCAAGGAACUUGCCACCGAAGUCCUUCCCCAUCUUCCAACUGGCGUUCCCUCCGACAUUCUGAAGGAGAUCGGAGCCAAGAUUGCCGACACACCCAAGGGAUUCACCGUUCACCGCAAUCUGAAACGUAUCCUUGCCGGCCGAAAGAAGGCCAUCGAUGAUGGCAAGGGUAUUGACUGGGCUACUGCCGAAGCACUGGCCUUUGGCACCCUGUGUCUCGAGGGCCACCAUGUUCGUGUUUCCGGACAGGACGUUGAGCGUGGAACCUUCUCCCAGAGACAUGCUGUGCUCCACGACCAAGAAAAUGAAGGAACCUGGACCCCGCUGAACAAUCUGUCCAGCGAACAAGGUGCUUUCACUAUUUCCAACUCGUCCUUGAGUGAGUUCGGUGUCCUUGGAUUCGAGUAUGGCUACUCUCUCUCUUCACCCAACGCCCUCGUCAUGUGGGAAGCCCAGUUUGGUGACUUUGCCAACAACGCCCAAUGCAUCAUCGAUCAGUUCAUUGCAUCAGGUGAGGUCAAGUGGCUGCAAAGAUCAGGACUUGUCUGCUCCCUUCCCCAUGGCUACGAUGGCCAAGGACCAGAGCAUUCGUCAGGCCGCAUGGAGCGAUACCUGCAAUUGUGUAACGAAGAGCCUCGCAUCUUCCCCUCACCUGAGAAGCUCGACCGUCAACAUCAAGACUGCAACAUGCAAGUUGCGUACAUGACCACUCCUUCCAAUUACUUCCAUAUCCUCCGACGACAGAUGAACCGUCAAUUCAGAAAGCCACUAAUCGUCUUCUUUUCCAAAUCUCUUCUGCGACAUCCUAUUGCACGAUCUAAUCUUGAAGACUUUACCGGAGAAUCUCAUUUCCAGUGGAUCAUCCCGGAUCCAGAACACGGCAACGCCAUUGCCGAGCCUGAGGAGAUUGACCGCGUGGUUCUUUGCACUGGCCAGGUCUAUGCAGCAUUGCACAAGCACCGUGGCGAGAAGGGCCACACCAAAACUGCCAUCACUCGAAUUGAACAGCUCAACCCCUUCCCAUGGGCACAGCUAAAAGAAAACUUGGACACUUAUAAGAACGCCAAAACCAUUGUCUGGUGUCAAGAGGAACCCCUCAAUGCCGGUGCCUGGAGCUUCGUCCAACCUCGUAUCGAAACAUUGCUUAAUGAGACGGAACACCACAACAGGAGACACGUCAUGUAUGCGGGCAGAGACCCAAGUGCUUCAGUAGCCACAGGUCUCAAGGCUAGCCAUGUCAGAGAAGAAAAUCAACUGCUAGAGGACGCCUUCAGCGUCAUGCAGGACAAGCUGAAAGGCGAGUAAGUGGUGGUCAGAGUGGCUAGUACAGAGACACUCUUAUUCAUCGCGUGUUGAGCUAUGGGAUCUUGCAUUGCUUGUAUCGAUGCAGGCGAAAAAGUGGAUUUGGCGUGUCUGGAUGCUAUGAACGUGUGCAAGAGGCUAGUUUUGCAACAAUCUAUCUUUACAUACCUUGAUGAAUCGUGUAUAUUAUGGCCAAUUGAUGUUGGCAUGACACAAUCCUCACGCCAAAUGGCAUCGAUUACCAGUGCAACAGAUAUGACUCGACCUGAUCCAAAGUCCAACAAGCCCAACAAUGGGGAACUGGGCCCAUAAGCAGAGAGGCACUUCUCAUCGAUGCUCCCCACAGAAAUGGUCUCCAUUUCUAUGCAUAGAGAAGCCCUCGGUCCUAUCUUCAGCCCCAGAUUUGCAGAACAGGACUCUAGAAUACCGUGGGAACUUUAACCUAGUCUGGUGAAGAUCUUCUCGGAAAUUGUGCAUGAAGCGACGUGGAGAUGGACAAGGCGCCCGAUACUACUCCGUAAGUGAAGAAUCGAUCACCAGAUUUGUCAUGUGUCAGAGUACGUGGAUCUCUUUUUCUCGGAUGGACUCUCUCCUCUUGCACUGAGACAUAACGGAAGACUUCUCCAUCCGUGGAUGACCCCAGUUUCGAGCUUGAUGACCGAGUUGAUGCUGGAGACUGACUGAUCAUGCUUUGAGUUCAGCCGAGAUCUGCGGACAUCCUGGAAUGCCAACCAUAAACUCCACUCAAUCUUUAUAUAUUCCGUUUGACAUGUUCGCAUUGGACCUCCCCAAUUCGGCCUCAUUCUUUGGUUGAAGUUUGUUUUCCCCGUGUCUUGCUGUCUCGCCCACUCGUUCACAACCGUCAACCGAGAUCCUAGCGUCACAGCGCGGCAAGAUAAGCAUCCGCAACUGCAGAUGCACGAGAUGCAAGAGGUCUCAAGCACAGGGUUCGACACGUUUAGGUUCAGCUUGGGCUGUCCUUGUGCCAUCUUUGAUGAUCUGCCUGACGUCGAAAUCUCUUUUGGACCAAUCUUCUGUUCUUGUCGGAACUGGCCGGGGCGGGAAGGUUGGC
This is a messenger RNA of Exophiala mesophila, 4472 nucleotides long. RefSeq names its product oxoglutarate dehydrogenase (succinyl-transferring), E1 component. The coding region runs from base 254 to 3403 and encodes 1049 amino acids. Gene Ontology annotation, biological process: tricarboxylic acid cycle. The record is from RefSeq and is a predicted model, not a curated record. Gene Ontology annotation, cellular component: oxoglutarate dehydrogenase complex; mitochondrion. The transcript has 3 exons. Gene Ontology annotation, molecular function: thiamine pyrophosphate binding; oxoglutarate dehydrogenase (succinyl-transferring) activity. Lineage: Eukaryota; Fungi; Ascomycota; Eurotiomycetes; Chaetothyriales; Herpotrichiellaceae.